GGAAAUGAACUACUCUUUGAGUUUCUAGGACAAUAUUCUGAAGAAAGGGCAAUCUUAGUAGCAAGCUGACUCCUCACUUGAUGAAAAUAUAUGAAAAAAUACAAUAAAAUCUCUUUCAGCUAGAGGUCAGAGAAAGAGCAAGAGCAAUCAGAUGGCUUUAAGAGAUUUGGAUACUACUGUGAUCAAAACCAUAAAACUUCUCUAAUUUCUCUGUGAAAAUGUGGUCGUGGAUCGGAUUUUCUCGGGUAUCCAGCCAACUGGGACGCCUCAUCUGGGUAACUACCUUGGAGCCAUUCAGAACUGGGUGAAUCUGCAGGAGGAGUGCAGCUCAGUGCUCUAUAGCAUUAUGGACCUGCACUCUCUCACCAUGCCCAAGGAGCCAGCUGUCCUUCGCCAGAACAUCCUGGACACCACUGCUGCCAUCCUUGCCUGUGGGAUUGACCCAAAGAAGUGUCUCCUCUUCCGGCAGUCACUGGUUCCUGAGCAUGCAGAACUUGCCUGGAUUCUUGGGUGCUUAACUAAUGUGCCACGUCUGCUACGUUUGCCCCAGUGGAAGAUGAAGCGUGCCAGCCAGAAUAGCGAAGGAACUGUUGGUUUGUUGACUUACCCUGUGCUUCAAGCAGCAGAUAUUUUGCUGUACAAGUCAACACGUGUUCCUGUUGGAGAAGAUCAAGUCCUGCACCUGGAACUAGCCCAAGAUAUAGCACAACAUUUCAACAAGAAAUAUGGGGAAUUCUUUCCUGUGCCCAAAGCCAUUUUAAGUACAACAAAGAAAAUAAAAUCCCUGAGAGAUCCAUCGGCGAAGAUGUCCAAGUCAGACCCACAGAAGUUAGCUACUGUUAACAUAGCAGACAGCCCAGAUGAGAUCGUGCUGAAAUUUCGCAAAGCUGUGACUGACUUCACCUCGGAGGUGACCUACGAGCCCGCCGCCCGCCCCGGCGUCUCCAACCUGGUGUCCAUCCACGCUGCAGUAACGGGGCUUAGCAUCAAAGAGGUGCUGCACCAAGCCACUGGUCUCGACACUGCUCACUACAAAAUGGUGGUGGCAGAGUCGGUUAUCCAAAAAUUUGCACCUAUCAGGAAUGAAAUCAAGAAGCUGCAGGAAGACAAGUCUCAUCUGGUAAAGGUUUUAGAGGAUGGAGCAGAGAAAGCCAAAGAACUGGCUGCUCCUAUCUAUCAAGAAAUAAGGAGAUUGGUGGGAUUUCAAUAGAAGCUGCUGAGUAGUUGCAAGGACUUUUGUAUCAUGGGACAGAGAUUUUGUUAUUUGUAACAAAAUCAUUUAUUAAAUAUUAAUAAUUUUGGUUUGAAACAAGAGCAUUUUUUCGUGGAAGAUCCAAGGAGAAGGUUGAAGGUGGUUUCAUUAAACCAUGUGCAUAAAGCCAGGUAUUUCCAGUGGGACCAGCAUUAAGCUUGUCUGGCUAGUCAAAGUGGGAGGACAGAAGCAAUCACAAUUCACAAAGAAACUGUGCAAAAGCAGAUUAUAAGGUUGCCUGUGUGAGUUCUUGGAUUUUUCCAUUGACCACUGCAAGAAGCUGAAGUGUAGCUAAGGUGAUCAGAAUCUAGCAGAAGGAUUUGUAAUCCCCUCAAGAACAUACUUAGCUAUGUAUGUGCUGUUGUUACAGAUGGACAGUUUAUCCUGCUGGGGGUUAUUCAGCUUUGAUACGGUGACUGAACAUGUUCUUGGAUAACCAGAAUAAAAGCAGAGACUUAAAAAUAAAUGCUCAGAAUUAUGAAGAGGGAACUUACUGCUUCUCCCUGUAAUUUCUUCAAAUUCAGUGUGAAUUAUUUUUGUAUCUAUGUCAUUUGUGUGAAGUGAAUUUCACUUCUGCCAUUUGUGCCAUCCUGCUGGUCAGGUCUAAGGUACUUCAGUGAGAAAUGACGUGCUUCAGCUGCUCCUGUUUCACUGCUGUUCUGUUUAACAGGCAGCUCCGGGAUUUUCAGUUCAGCAUCAAGUCUAGGACUGCUUUAAAAAAGGUGUAGAAG
Messenger RNA from Passer domesticus (house sparrow), 1983 nucleotides. RefSeq names its product tryptophanyl tRNA synthetase 2, mitochondrial (gene WARS2). Gene Ontology annotation, molecular function: tryptophan-tRNA ligase activity; ATP binding. The transcript is spliced from 7 exons. Bases 347 to 1210 code for a protein of 287 amino acids. Gene Ontology annotation, cellular component: mitochondrion; mitochondrial matrix. The record is from RefSeq and is a predicted model, not a curated record. Lineage: Eukaryota; Metazoa; Chordata; Aves; Passeriformes; Passeridae. Gene Ontology annotation, biological process: mitochondrial tryptophanyl-tRNA aminoacylation.